AUAGCAUCACUAAUCUUUUCCAUAGUAGGAUGCCUAUACAGUGAACAUGUGAAAUUUACAGAUCUCCUGUUUUUGUUUUCAUAAUUUCAGCGUUUCUUGGAUUCAUGUGUCCUCUCCAUGGACAGUUCAACAUGGAUCUUUGAAAAUGGACAGGGGCUCAGUAGGCAUGGAGCCUCUCAGCCUGCAGGUGCUGGUAACAGGAAGCUUUAUUGGGUUCCAGUGGAUGUUUCACAGAGGUAGCCCUUGGGUAUCUCAGCACUUCUGCAAAGGCUUCCUUAAGCUCAAUCUCACACAAAGGACAGAAUGGAACUCCAGGAUAGUCUCAACCCUCCACGCCAUGGUUGUGGGACUGUUCUGUCUCUACAUAUAUGUAUUUGAUGAACCUAUCCAGAAAGACCCGGUCUGGGGAGAUGCCACACUGGUUAAACUAAAUGUGGCCAUUACUACAGGUUACCUCAUCUCAGAUCUUCUGCUCAUGUUUACUUCAUGGGAGUCGAUUGGAGAGAAGUAUUUUGUCUUACACCAUCUUGCUGCUCUUUAUGCAUACUACUAUGUACUAAGCCAAGGGAUAUUGCCUUACUUCGCUAAUUUCCGCUUGCUUUCUGAAUUCUCCACCCCUUUUGGAACCAGCGGUAAUUGGUUUUUUCAUAUGCUGGGUUAUCACAAACUUUCCAAACCGAGUCUGGUUAACGGUGUUGCCAUGGCAUCUGUGUUCUUCUUGGUAAGGAUUUCAGUCAUUCCAGUGUACUACAGCCAUAUGUACUCAGUCUUCGGCACAGAUGACUUCUACCGGCUACCCCUAGGGGGGCGAAGCGCCUGGGUUAUUUCCAGCGUAUCACUGGAUAUCAUGAACAUCAUGUGGAUGCGCAGAAUCAUUCGUGGAUGUUUGAAAGUCCUUCAUUCUGCAUGGUUAAGAAACACAGGAAAUGAAAUGGAUAAACAGACUGACAUAAAUAGAAGUUAAAACAGAACCAAACACAUAAGCGCACAAACUUUCCAUCUUUCAUCCCUUUCAACCUGAUCCUGGAGGUCCUUUGUUGAAUUACCCUGGAUUUUAGUUUUACUGAUGUGAUCCAGUGACAUCAUUAUCUGUGUGUAGAAAAGUCAUUUAGCUAAGAACUUUGUUUCUUUGACUUAUAUCUUUAAAUGUGGGCUCUUAAGUGAUUAAGUGGCAUGAGAUCAGGACAAUACUUGUGGUUGCACUAUUAUGAAGCUGCUAUUAAGAUCGACCAACUUGCCUUUAUGAAUACUAUCAACAAAAAACAGCACAUUUUCUAUUUCACAAAUAAACUGUUUAUGCGCAGAGUACAUUGUACACAACCUUUGCCUGUUAAACAGUACUGACUGCAAUAUAGUGAUGUGCCACGAAAAACAUAUACUGUACUGUAAUAGCCAAUAGUAACUAAAGUUUGUGGAAAUACAAGUUACAUGUACUGUAGAAUAUGGGAAAUAUGCUGAGUAUUCUCAGAAGUGUAGCAGUAUUACAAGUCAGUGUAUGUAAGAAGCAUGUGUACAUAAAAUGUAUACUAUGUAUGGAUAAAAUUAUGUAUGUAAUGAAAAUUGUAUUAGGUUAUACAAAUUAUAUGUUUUUAAUGUAUAAGCUAUUUGCUUGUAGAAUUUUGUUUGAUUGUUGGAGUCAAAAUAAUGACUAAUAAUGUUUAUAAUAUGUAAGCUUUUUUCAGGUAUUUACAAUUAUUUUGUCUUUAUCUUUAUGUUCAAUGUAAGGAACAGCAAUUAAUGAUGUCAAUC
Paramisgurnus dabryanus is the source of this 1749-nucleotide messenger RNA. Its product is annotated as TLC domain-containing protein 4-B. Gene Ontology annotation, cellular component: endoplasmic reticulum; membrane. Gene Ontology annotation, biological process: lipid homeostasis. NCBI's taxonomy places the organism in Eukaryota, Metazoa, Chordata, Actinopteri, Cypriniformes, Cobitidae. The record is from RefSeq and is a predicted model, not a curated record.